Molecule: messenger RNA, 787 nt
Organism: Lycium barbarum (goji berry)
Lineage: Eukaryota; Viridiplantae; Streptophyta; Magnoliopsida; Solanales; Solanaceae
Product: protein ACCELERATED CELL DEATH 6-like
Exons: 1
Coding region: 197-553 (118 amino acids)
Cellular component (GO): plasma membrane
Molecular function (GO): protein phosphatase regulator activity; protein phosphatase 1 binding
Source: RefSeq, a predicted model, not a curated record
UUUAAGAUGUUUUAAUAUCAACAUUCAUCAAAGACUUCAAUAUACACAUACAAUUCUGCACGUUCAUGUACCAGCCUGGCACAUUAAUUCAAUAUAAUUAUAAUAGAACUACUUGGGUAAUUUGGAGUUGAUGAUGACUCAGUCAAAGUCAAUGUUAUUAUGAUAGAACCACUUGGCUUUGAUAUGCAAGGCAACAAUGGGCGAAGGUAAGGGAGAUGAAAAACAGCACGAAAAGAUUAUGCAGGCAGCUCAAAUACAUUUAGUUGUUGCCACUCUAAUAAUGACAGUCACCUUCACAGCUGGAUUCACAUUGCCAGGAGGUUUUGAGAGCGAUACCAAUAGCCCUAAUAAAGGGAUGGCGAUUCUAUUAAGGAGAACAGCGUUUCGUGCAUUUGUUGUUACGGAUGCCAUCGCCUUUACAUCUUCAGCUGCUGCUGUUUUUACUUACUUCGCUAUGGCAGCAAGUGUAAUAUCUGAACCAGAAUUGAGGGUUGUGAUGCGACUUUAUAAGAUCGCAGUUUUUUGCAGCUUUUGGCAAUGUCAGCCGUUGUAAUUGCAUUUCUUACUGGUAUGUAUGCUACUUUAGCACAUUCAGUUGGUCUUGCCGUUACUGUCUGUGUCAUCAGUUGUACCUCUUUCAUUAUGUUCUUGUUGGUUACUUAUGUUCUUGGAAGCAGGGGAUAGAGUAUAUGUACUUGUGGGUUACUUAUUGUAUAAUACUUUCAUGGUUUUUAUUUUAAUAAAUUAAUGUAAGAUGCCUUACUAUAGAGUAAGUUACAAACGUGUG